This is a messenger RNA of Salvia hispanica, 1698 nucleotides long. NCBI's taxonomy places the organism in Eukaryota, Viridiplantae, Streptophyta, Magnoliopsida, Lamiales, Lamiaceae. The record is from RefSeq and is a predicted model, not a curated record.
AUGGCAGAAGCAGGAGUGGCGGUUGCUCUUGAAACCAUCCGUGAUUUGCUAUUGGAAGAGGGAAGGUUUUUAGCUGGUGUGGCCGAUCAAGUCAGGGAGCUCGAGAGGCAGCUCAAAGAGAUGAAAACCAUCUCCAAUUGGAUCACCGAGAUCAGAGAUCUUGUCUACAGAUCCGAAUCCGCCAUUGAAAGACACGCAGCUUAUCAAGUUUCUUCGAGGAGAAGAGGCCUCAGGCAGUUCGUCCGCAAAUAUUCCUGCAUUUUGGACGAUUGCAACUCACUCCACCAAUUAGGCUCCGAGAUUUCACAAAUUACAUCAAAUCUUGAGAGGAUAAGCAAGGAUAUGCAAGAAAAUGGCAUAAAAAGAAGCAUGAUCAUGAAUCCACAUGGAGAGGGGGAAAGCUCGGGUGGAAACAACAUGUCAAGGAAGAGUUUCCCCUAUUUGGAGAUGGGAGAUUGCUUCCUAGGCAUGGAGGAUGAGCUGAAGCUGCUUGUUCAUUACCUAGGUAAGGAAACAGAGGAUCGGAUUAUAUCAGUGUGGGGAAUGGGAGGCUCAGGCAAGACCGCCAUUGCUAAGAAGCUCUACAAUGAGACGACCGACUUUGAUCUGUCGGCGUGGGUUUGCAUUACUCAGCAAUGUGAGAGUCGAUCAGUUUGGGAGGAUGUUCUGAGGCAGCUAGAGAAUCGGAAGAAGCAGACGAAGGGUGUUUCAAUCAUGAAUGAUGAGUCACGAAUAAGGGCGAAGGUUCCAAAUCUGAGCAACUCAGAGUUGAUUGAGAAACUAUGUGAGAUACAAAGAGAGAAGCGAUGUCUCAUUGUUUUGGAUGAUCUUUGGGAGCUCUCUCAUUGGGAUGAACUGAAGCAUCCAUUUAUAGUCCAAAAUUUGCAGAGCAAAAUAUUGGUGACAACACGGAAACAAAAGGUCGCAGAGAUUGGAUUGGCAGUGGAACACGGCCGUUUACAUAUGGAUGCUGCAAUGGAACUACUAAAAUACAAAGCAUUUCACCAUGGAAACAUUCCAGACUUUGUAUUGGAAGAAAGGUUUGAGAGAAUUGGGAACGAAAUGGUACAUAAAUGUGGGUAUUUGCCAUUGGCAAUUUGUUUACUCGGUGGGGUUUUGAGAGAGAAAAAAUCGAUUGCUGAGUGGGAAUCAGUAAAUGAGCACAUCAAAGCAGCCAUAUAUGGAGAUGGAAAGCAGAUUGAUGAUGUGCUAAAUUUAAGCUAUGAAAGUUUACCCUAUUAUUUGAAGCCUUGCUUUCUCUAUAUGGGUAUUUUCAAGGAGGACGAAAUCAUAUCGGCUUGGCGUCUAUAUAAGAUGUGGAUAUCACAAGGCAUGAUUUCAUAUGAGAAUAUUGGAGACAAUGAUGACACUUUAAUGGACAUCGCUGAGAUGUACUUAAGUGAGUUGGCCUCCAGGUCCAUCGUUCAAGUUAAAAUUAUGUACUCUUAUGGUGUUGCAAAUAGUAGAAAAUAUAGAGCAUGCAAACUUCACGAUGUAGUGCGAGAACUAUGUUUGAAAUUGGGGAAAAGGGAGGACUUUGGUGUGCAGAGCUUGGAGUCUCAAGGUGGGGAACUUAGUACCUUGCUACGGGAAGCUUCCUCGCGUAUGAAAAUACAACAUUUGGCUAUUCAUACCAGAGGUGGAGUCGAGCACGAGCCUAUAGUCAUUUCUGGAGAAGAUAUUAGCAAACAUAUAUGA